AUGCAACAGCAAGACUCCGAAUCCGCAUCUCAAAAUGUGCUUGACCCUGUUAUGAACAGACACCGUCCAGCUUCGGAGAAAACACAGGAUAUUUCACAUGUGCUGGCCGAUAUCUUCAAAGACCUGUACACAGCAGAAGUUAUUGGAAAAGACACAGUGGCUAAUCUCACAAAGUCACGAAGGGGAGGCAACAGUUACCAUGACACAUAUGUGGAGCAGCUUCAGCAGGUCCGUUCAGAGUAUAAUCGGCGAAUAAGUGAAGCCGAUAUGCUAGAAAAACACAUCCUAGAGGCCAAGCUCCAAGCCACAGCCAAGGAGGAGCUGGCCCACAACAAUUUAGUGCAGGAGGUGGGAGAGGUCUACCAUCAACUGGGUCUACCUCCAGUAAAAUCAACCUUCAAAUGGUGUGUGGACAACACUCUACUCAGAAGCAACAAUUUGAUUUGUCCAGAAGAUUACAUCACAGAGCAGGCUCCAACCAUAAAAGUAACCAGAGGAAAAUCUCCACCUGGCUUUGCUAACGCAACAAUUAGCUUCAGCCAGCAUAUUAAAAAUCUGCCUCAGGAUGAUGGGUACACUGUGAUUCCGUCUCCGGAUAGGAUGGUACAGGAUAUGCUGGAACAAUCAGAGGGGACACUGACACUCCCCUCAACCCCAGAGUGCGCCACGUCAUCCAGGAGCAAUCUCAGUGAGACGGGUGGGCAGAAGGGCAGGCCGGUAUGGGCAGGAGAACCCAGCAAGAGCGUCCAAGAUGAGGAGAGCGCUGGCCUCCAGAGGCUGAAGCAACGGAACAACUUCCUGCGCAACCCCCGCUUCCUGCCCCCACAAGCCCAGCGUGGUGGAAAGUCCCUCAUCCUGCCCACGAAGAAGGUGGAGAGGGUGGUGAAUGGGAGAAGAGUGGUGGUGGAAGAGAGGGGCCCAGAGGAGCCUGUCCCGGUGUUUCUGGCCAACCCCCCCAUCGUGGUCUUUACAGAUUACAGACUGGGACACGUGUAUGAGACCAAGCUAGAGCUGAGGAAUUUGACUGCCACCAGCCGCCAUGUUCGCGUCAUCCCUCCCAACACCCCCCACUUCUCCAUUGGUCUGGGUAAGUUCCCAGGUGAGGGCGGCACUGUUGCCCCUGGGAUGAGCUGCCAGUACACCGUACGCUUUGUCCCGGACUCAAUGGCUGACUUUGCGGACUUCAUCCUGGUGGAGACCCAAGCCCCUUAUCCCCUCAUUGUGCCUAUUGAGGCCCAGCGACCCCCUCCAAUUCUGAGCUUGCCUCGCGUGCUGGACUGUGGAUACUGUCUGGUGGGAGGGGUGAAGAUAGUGGAGUUCCUCUGCAAAAAUGAGGGGCUCAGCGAUGGGACGUUCUGCAUCAUGCCCAAGAAAAUGUGGCCUGCCUCCAACCUGCGAUCAGUGGUGACUGGCUCUUUUGCAGAGGAGCCUCCAUUCGGGAUCAGUCCAUCGCUGUUUGACCUUCUCCCUGGUCAGGCCACAAUGGUAGAGGUGGCCUUCUUUCCCAGAAUUCCUGAAAGCUGCUCUCAAGCUUUCACCAUAGUGUGUGACAACUGCCAAGUCAAGGACAUCGUCAUUCAAGGAACAGGACAGUUGAUCACCCUUGAGCUAGUGUCGGUGACUGAUGGGGAGGACCGUCCAGCCCUUGGGGAAAUUUGUGACCUGACAGCUGAGCACUUCAUCCGUUUUGGGCCAGCCAACCCCCUCUGUCACCAAAAGAAGAAAUUGGUCAUUAGGAAUAAUGCUCAUCUGGAGCUGCCAUUUCACUGGCAGAUCAUGCAGCCCAACCUGCGGCCCCUCCUGGCUGGAGAGCCCCUGGAACCCACUCAAAUCGAGUACCGCCUGGACAUUGACAAAGCCUUUGACAUCAGUCCCCAAAUCGGAUCCCUCAGCCCCCACCAAGAUCACGAGUUCCUGCUCAGCUACUGCCCCCAGGAGAUGAAGGAGUACCAUAGUGUAUGCCACCUUGUGCUGAGGGAUAUCCCGCAUCCUCCUAAAGAACCAACCGAAAAAGGUGAAUCAAAACACAUUGAGGCCACCAAAGUGAACGAUGUGAUCGUCAUGGAGAUUGAGGUCAAGGGGUCAACGGAGCUCCACAGGGUCCUACUUGAACCCUAUGCCAUUCACUUCCCUGGAGAAACUUUCAUUGGGACGGCCAUUAGGAAGAGGUUCAAGAUGUGGAACAACAGCAAGUCUCAAAUUCACUUCCAAUGGGACAGGCUCAGUGACUGUCACAUCUUGGAAGUGGAGCCCCCUAUAGGUGAAAUAGAGAUGAAUGAAUGCUGUGAUAUGGAACUGGUUCUGACUGGAGGACAACCUGGGCCAUUUUUGACGAUCCUACAGUGCCACGUUCAGAACCACUGCCAACCCGUAGGCCUGUCUGUGGAGGCCUCGUUCAAGGGCCCCGUGUUGAGUAUCGAUGUUCCCAGGCUGGAUUUUGGCCUGAUGAAGCUGGGAGACCAGGCUCGCUCCACGCUCAGCAUUAGCAACAACAGCCAGCUGGAGGCCUCUUGGGUCAUUGAGGAACGACCGGACUGUCACGAGAUCAGCAAAACACAGAUUAUAAUUGAGCCACACAGUGGAGUGCUGCCCCCUCUGGCCUCUUGCUGCAUUGCCGUGCUCUUCAGACCCGUGGCCUGCCAGCACUUUCAGACCAUCCUAGAGCUGGCUGUGGAGAAUGGGACAGGAUGUCACCUGGCGGUGGAGGCCACUGUGCAGUCUCCAUCAGUGUGUCUUCUGAGCUGUGAGCUGGUCUUCUCCGAACUCUACAUAGGGGUCCCAGUGAAAGGAACUGUGACCCUAUUUAACCAGACCCUCCUCCCAGCUCACUUCUCUUGGGGAAAGCUUCAAGGCAAGCAGUCCUCCUUCUGUUCUGCAUGCUUCUCCCCAUCCAAUGGUAUUCUCGGGCCCAACACCAAAAUGGAAGUUGAAGUGGAGUUCACAGCUGAUACUGAUAUGGAGCUGACAGAGGUAGCAGGUAUCUGUGAGGUGAAGGAGAUGCAGGACCCUCUUGUUCUGGGUUUCUUCUCCAAGGCCAAGGGGCUCCAUGUUUCCUACUCUCUCCCUGCGACUGACUGCCCUGCAACAGGCAGUCAAGACCCCUCAGACCUCGUGCUGGAUUUUGGAAGCAAUGUCCUUUUGAUGAGAGCAGCUACCAAGCAGCUGACGAUAACCAAUCACACGGCCAUCCCAGCGCCCUUCCACUUGCAGGCAGAAUACUUCACGGGCCGCCCCCCUUCACCUCCCGAAGAAAGGGGUGCUGCUGACCCUCGACCCCGGACCUCAUAUUCGAGAAGACAGAUACACCUUGUGUCAGCAAAGAAAACGGAGGGAAAAACCCAGCAAGACUUUGCAAACAGCCUGCUAGCCCACGGGAAGGGGGCAGCGUUCUUCAUCCAGCCCGCCUCUGGAACUCUGGGAGCUUUCGAGACACACACGGUGGACAUCACCGCUUUUACCAACAUGUGGGGAGACUACACAGAUCAUCUAAUUUGCAAAGUGGGGAAUCUGGAACCAGUAGCUAUUCUCAUAAAGAUGUCUGUGAGAGGCUGUCCUGUCUACUUCCAAAUGAUGGGACCACAGCUUGAGACACAGACCCGGGGACCAAUCAUACGAUUUGGUAUGCACGUUUCUGGUGGAGACACAGUCUCAAGAUCACUUCGAUUGAACAACUGCAGCCCGUACAAUAUCCGGAUGGACUGGGAGACCUACAACCAGGAAAUGGGAGACAAGAAGCUGGUGGACUUUGUGGUGUGCUACGGAGAUGCCUUUCCCCUGAAAGACGUAGAUGGGAACGAGGUCCUGGGAGGGAGGCGGGGCUCCAGUGAGAGUAUCACGCCCACCUGGGGCUGGAGACACAGCCCCUACUUCUCUGAAAUGAGCUCCUCCCUCAGUAGCGAUAAUUGCCCAGGGGAGGAAGAGGAGCAGGAGUAUGAAGAAGAGGAGGUGGAGCCAACCCCUGAAAUUAAGAAGCUUAUUUCUGUACACCUCCGAGCUCAUGAUGGAAAUGCCUCUGACUACCCCUACUGCAUCACCCCUCAACAGAUAUUGGUUCCAGCAGGGGGAAGCGCUACCGUACACGUGUCCUUUACUCCCCUGACACUGUCGGAUCCCGUGAAUGAUCCGGUGUGUGCUGGCUUCGCCCUGGGCUUCAUGAGUCUGGACAAGGUGGUCUCCAGUGUCCCUGGGAAGGUAGAGAGAGUGCAGGGCUUUGAGCUGGAGCCCUUGAGACUGGACCUCCAGGCCUCUGUGAAGCAAGCUCUGUUAUCAGUACAAAUGGAAGAGGAGGAGGAAGCACUUGAGUUCCAUGCCAUUGCUAGUGAUUUAAUACAGCACAAGUGGAGGGAGCCAAGCAAAGAGGUGGUGAGAGAGUCCAUACUGACGCGGAGCUUGCAGCUGAAGAACACUACUGAGAUGCGGCUCAGCUUCAGGCUCCACACACAGCCCCCUUUCUCCGUCCUCCUGCCCCAGUACAGGGCCGACACGGGGAGCACCGACCGGCACGCCGAGGAGUGCCAGUCCCUCAUCCUCCGGCCCCAGCACAACCUGCAGGUGAAGGUGGGCUUCCACAACUCUCUGUCCCUGCUGACCUAUCAGAGCCUGCCAGAGGAGCAGCUCCCGCCCAACGUUCAGCUCGUCCGCAGCGACAGUGGGGAGAGGAGACUCCAAUUCAAGGAAAGCCUGGUCAUAGAGUACAACAACAACAGCGUGCAGAUGGUACCCCUCUGUGCCCACCUCUCCAUGCCCACCCUGUACCUGUCCGAGACCAACCUGGACUUUGGCACCUGCUAUGUGGGACAGACUCGCGUAAAAGAGGUUUUCCUCUGCAACCAAGGAGGUUCCUGCAGCUACUGGACUGCAACUCUAGAAGCGCAUGAGCAGUCUGGUCAGUUCACAGUGACCCCGGUCUCGGGUAUUCUGGAGCAUUCCGUCGCCCCCUACAGGCAGCCCGUAGAGAUCAGCUUCACAGCCAGUGAACAAGGCGAGGCCAAAGCCACUGUCACAGUGCAAGGGAUUCUGGGAGAAUCACCAGUCUCACUGCAGAUCCAGGGGAAGGGCUCCUUCGAUGAGCGAUUUACGUCACUGCUGGACGACGCCUAGACCUACUGCACCGUCCAUAGCUAGCUACAGUAUGUACCUGCAUCAUGAAGGUAGCCAAAGAGAUUUGCUUAAGAACACUGAGAAACAAAGGAUAUUCCAAGGGCAGAUUUACAGUAAUAUACUGUGUUGAAAACCAUUAUGUAACCUUUAUUUACCUGUUGGGAACCAUGUACUUAAUUUAUUUAGGCUCCUAAUUGCCAAUGAACAACUGUACAAAAAUGUUUAGAAAAUGUUUAUUAAAAGAAAAAAUACACAAUUGCUUGGA
Molecule: messenger RNA, 5365 nt
Organism: Conger conger (European conger)
Lineage: Eukaryota; Metazoa; Chordata; Actinopteri; Anguilliformes; Congridae
Gene: dlec1
Product: DLEC1 cilia and flagella associated protein
Exons: 38
Coding region: 1-5100 (1699 amino acids)
Biological process (GO): negative regulation of cell population proliferation
Source: RefSeq, a predicted model, not a curated record